AUGAACGCACCAGAACACGAUACUGACAGCCCACCACCAUACUCAGCCCGGGAUCCUCACCCGUCGGCACUCUCAACGACCAUCACCAGCGCUAACAGUGGCAGACUGGCCGCUAACCCUCCGAUCAGCUACCACAUCCACCGCGGAUCACUCAGCAGCUACAAGAUCUUCCAAGAUGACAUCGCACAGAAAUUCCGCGUCGAGGUGCACAAGGUCCGGCAGCCGAACCUGAUCGUCCGCCGCGAAACCUCGCAGUUGACGGGCCACGAUGUCGCGCAUGUAAAGUUCGCGGAGAAGAGCAGUAACUGCGAUAUCGGCAUGUUUCGCCAGCCCGGCGUCAAGGGUUCCGUCCUCUGGAUGCGUAUGACCGGCGACCGGCGCAUGCCCGCUGUGGUGCCGCUCCUGGACGCCCAUGGCGCGGUGAUUCCCAAUACCAGUGUCCGGAGACCGUUUAUCUGGAAAGGCACUUCUAUUUUGACGCUGGAAGAUGAGGAGAGUGGCAUGGUCGCUGCUGUUGUUCGCGAGACGGCUGAUCUCCCGUCCAAAAUCGCUGCUGUCGAGAUUCUUGUCCCGUUCGGCGAGCCGUUCAUUAUCUUAGUGUUGACGGCCUAUCUCGCCCUGCACGAGAAGUUGCGGACGAAUACCAAAGUCCAUUCUGGCUACGGUGCCGGGCGCCAUGUUGCCGGGGCGCAUGCCCUUCAAGCGAACUUUGCUGGAACGGCAGGCUUUGCUGGGGGAGGCUUUGGAGGCGGUGGUGCUUGA
Penicillium lagena is the source of this 762-nucleotide messenger RNA. RefSeq lists its product as uncharacterized. The transcript has a single exon. Lineage: Eukaryota; Fungi; Ascomycota; Eurotiomycetes; Eurotiales; Aspergillaceae. The coding region runs from base 1 to 762 and encodes 253 amino acids. The record is from RefSeq and is a predicted model, not a curated record.